AUGAUGAUGAUGAUGUUACUCCGCCGCCGCACUCUCCUAAGGUCUUGCUCUUUCUUAAAUUGUCACAUCUCUUCCACGUCUGCUGCCGCCACGUCGAAUCAAUAUGAAGAUGAAAAGAAUCUGUACUCGACGGUCAGAUCCUUGAUCCGUAGCUCAGAGCUCAACAAGGCUGUGGAGUACGCACGCACGCCCGUUGUUAGAAACACCCGCUUGGCAACCAGACGCGCUAUAUUUGACCUUGUAAUCCCAGAAUUGGAUCAGGCCAAACGUUACAAAGACGUCUUAAGUCUCUGCUUCUACUUAUUCCGUAACUACGACGACAACUCUAAAAGCUUUGAUUUCGGACAUCUUCUGCGCAAAGCUAAGAAGAAAUGGGGACUCAACCAUUCUCAUGUCUCAUGCUUCAACAAGUGUCUUGUCUCAAAUCCUCCUCCUUACCCCAUCAUCAUCCUCGGAGAUGUCAUCGUCGAGCCGCCCAAGAAUCAAUAUUACGAUGAGAAGCAUCUAUACUCGACGGUUAGAUUCUUGAUCCAGAAUCUCUCUGAUCUCGACACCGCCAUGGAGUACGCACGCUUCACAGCUUUCACCACUACUCGGACUGCAACCACAACCGCUACUUGUGACCUUAUCAUCGCAGCCUUGUGCGAGGCAAAGCGUUACACGAACGCAUACCAUCUCUUCCAUUACUUUUUCAACCAAUCCAACAUCAGUCUCAGCGUCGAUUGUUGCAACCACAUCGUCAAAGCUCUCUGCGACGACGGUCAUGCCCACGUUGCUCUUCAACUCCAUCACCACAUCCGCGGCAAUGAUGAUGAUGAUAAUCAUGCCCAUCCUCUGGAUUACCAAACGUACCGUAUCUUGACCAAAGCUUUGUACCUUUCAGGGUACAUGGAUGAAGUACUGGAUCUGGUUAAAGAUAUCUUCUCUUUGGAUAAUAAUCCAGACAAGUACGACGCUGUAUUCUUGGAUGAGAAAGAUUUUGACAAAGCCUGGGCACUUUGUUGUGAGGAGCUUAUAAGUAGUGGUAAAGAUGGCAACAACAAGGUUGGUUAUCCAACGGUAACCAAAACAGCGGUAACUGUUUCUCUAAUUGAGUAUCAUUUCAGUAAAUGUGAGGAUGAAAAAGCAAUGGAGAUUUACACUUGUUUGGUAGCUGACACAUGUGGUAAGAUUGAAGAUGCUUCCAAGAGACCACUCUUCGAACUCUUGUUUAAGUACGGUAAAGAAACGGAAGCUUGGUCAUUGGUCAAAAACCAUCAUUUGAUUGAAGACCGGCCACAACAUAUUGGAAUACAAGAUUUAACUAUGUAUGAUUUUUUCGGUUACGAGCUCAGGAUGACAAAGGAAGCCAUCGACACGUUGAAAAAAGUGAGACAGAUACAAGAUUUCACUAUGUGCAAAUUUAACCAUGCACCAUACUCCAACGUCAUCACUAGGUGUUGCGAAGAUGAGAAUACUUUGUCACACGCAAAGUGGAUAAUGGCUGAAUUCUUGAACGUCCAUGAUCCAUCGGCUUACAAAAUAUCCACAUUUCAAGAAAUGAUCAAUGUCUAUCUAAAGGCUGGGAGACUCGAUGAUGCUUUGGACACUGCAGACAUGAUGGUCGAUGCAAAUCUAAAACUUGUCUCUAUCUUAAUGAAGAGCUGA
Eruca vesicaria subsp. sativa (arugula) is the source of this 1647-nucleotide messenger RNA. Lineage: Eukaryota; Viridiplantae; Streptophyta; Magnoliopsida; Brassicales; Brassicaceae. The record is from the annotation of a GenBank genome assembly.